AUGAUUCCAGAUAUGCUUCGACCCACCAAAUCUGUGGGAACCGUAAGGGCUCAUUCUCUUCCUCGAAGAAACAGAUUUGAAUACACUGAAACUGAAACUGAUGGUGGUGAAGAACAAGUUGAAGUUGGUGGUGAUCGUCAUCAGCAUCAUCAUCAUCAUGAUCGUGAAAGACUGUCUGAAGUAGAACAGAAUUCACCGUUCCCCAUAGAGAAUACUAGAGCACCCCAUAGGGUAUCUUCAUCUCCAAGACUAAGACUAGAUAACAGAAGAGCUGAUCUCACUGGUGGUAGUCUUAUCAAGAAGUUAUUAGGUACUUCGUUCAUGGCAAAAAGCUUAACUAAACCGGUUCAUGGGUUCCCGGUACAUAAACCCACUACCCCAACAGCACCAUCACCAGAUUCACCCUGGGAUAGAUUUAUUUUAGCACUCCACACCUUUGCCACAGCUUUAGGGGCCAUAACUUUUACAAAGGAAAACAUUGGAUCGCUAUCUGCGUGGUGUUGUACAUGUCUUUACGUGUCAUCCCGAUGUCCCCAGAUAUACAGAAACUUUUGUAACAAGUCCACCAAAGGGAUACUGAUGUAUUUGUUUCUCUUUGCAAUGUUGGGGAACACUUUCUAUGCCACCUCAGUGGUUACGGAUUUAUAUGUUCUUAAGUUGGUGGACCCAACCUUGUACAAUAAAGAGGUACUUGUUCGACUUCCGUUUAUCAUCGGCAGUGCUGGAACUGUAACUUUUGACAUUGUUAUUUUGAUGCAAGUAUGGUACUAUUCGAGUCCCACUUCUCUUCAUAAUUCACAUCACUAUCAUCAACAUCACCAACAACGACAACAACAGCAAUAUCUUCAAGAUAAUCAUCAGUUGCAUCAUCAACAACAACAGCAAAAUCAUCAAUUCCACCAUCAUCCUCAAUUUCAACAAGGUAUCAGUCCCAAUAAUAGUAAUAAUAAUCAACUUGUGACCAGUCAUCCUCGGAACCAAUCAUAUUUGGUCCAUCGAACGCCUCAAGAUUCUCCAUCAUCAUCAUCCAAUAGACGGCUUAGUAAGUUCCCGUACACUGACGACUAUUACUCGACGUUAUACGACGAUGAGAAUGAUCAAAUUGGAGAAUACAUGGGUGGAGACCACCCCCUGAAACGGAGGUCAAAGCAUACGCAUGAAAAGAGUCUAGAAACGUUUCAGAAACCAGAUUGGUACACCAAUAUAUACAAGAAUCCACAUACAUCUUCACCAAAUAAUAAUAAUGAUGAGUCUACAAAGUUGGUCAAUCAAUUUACUCAGAGCUAUAAGAAUUAUGUGAAUGCAUCACCUCAAUUGAAUCCUCCUUCUCAUUACAUUAGUGGCUCCGCAUCAUUGGCACGUUCUAUUAAUGUUAGUUCGCACUCCAAUAUCAUCUCAAAUGCAUUUAAUAUGUUGGCCAGUUCGAUGUCCAGUUCCUCCAUGAACAACGAAAACGACUACUAUAAUAUCCCUGGAAGUAGUUUGAAGAAUCAUCAUUCAGCAAGCACCAAUAAUAAUGGUAAUAUUAUUAUUAAUAAUAAUAGUAUUACUAAUAAUAUAGUUUCAAAUUCAGUGACGUCGUCUCAUUUGGCAACAUCGAUUAUUCCUUCCAUUGUUGGCAACUAUUCAUCACUAUCAAGAAAGAUGAAGGAUGAAACUAAAAUCCCCUUUUCUCCUUCGGAUUUCUUGAACGACGAGUUUUAUCAUUCAACGGCUGGAACACUGGGUAACACCAGCUAG
Lizanozyma spartinae is the source of this 1740-nucleotide messenger RNA. RefSeq names its product PQ-loop repeat-containing protein. NCBI's taxonomy places the organism in Eukaryota, Fungi, Ascomycota, Pichiomycetes, Serinales, Debaryomycetaceae. The coding region runs from base 1 to 1740 and encodes 579 amino acids. The record is from RefSeq and is a predicted model, not a curated record. The transcript has 2 exons.